AGUGUCGCCAUUUUUUUUUUUCACUACAAAUUUUUCACCAAUUUUAACGAUAAAACAUUUUGCGGUAUUUCAUAAAAAUAAAACAUUUAUUUAUCUGGUUUAACUGCAGCAAAAAUAGCAAAUAAAUAUAGAAAAGAAAAAUUUAAGGCAUUUUCUUGUGUUGUGGCUUAUUUUUAAAUAUUUUAUUUAGAGAUUUUCUUAAGAAUUUUGAGUUCAUGAAUAACAUCUUAACUUUGGGGAUUUAGACUUCAAAUAACAUACAUACAUGUGCGCUUGCGUGUAAAACUCAAUGAACUUAUGUAUGCAUGCGCGAUUUUGCAUAAAAUUGUCAUUGGGUUUUUUAUGCCAUAGCGUGACAGUGGCAGAGAAACCAAACAAAUCCCAUUAGAAAAAAAAGGAUACUUCUUACUUCCUGAGUAGUAGCGUAAUAACAAACAAUAUUGUAUAAGUUUGGAAAAUAAAAUUAUUCAUAAACGAUAAUCAGAGCAUCAUGAGUGUUAUUAUUCGUUUACAAAAUUUACCAUGGUCGGCGAAUGCCUUGGAUAUCCGGCAAUUCUUCCGAGGUCUAUCAAUACCCGAAGGUGGUGUUCAUAUUGUUGGCGGAGAAAUGGGUGAUGCUUUUAUUGCUUUCAGUACCGAUGAAGAUGCCCGACAAGCUAUGAUGCACGACCGCGAAGCCAUUAAUGGCGUACAAAUACGUCUCUUACUCUCAUCGCGGGCAGAAAUGCAAAAAGUUAUAGAAAUCGCUCGCCAACAAUCGCUUUUAGCGUUGAAAAAAGCUACUGGUGGGGCGAUUUUGGCUCAACCUAAAUCUUCACCACCCAUCGUCGUUGCGCCUCCGAGUAUACAAAAUACAGUGGUGACAACGGCACCACAACCACCGGUUAUUACAGCAAGUAGUUUUCAAAAUAUUUUAACUAAUACGGCAGCAACAGCAGUGGCCACACCAUCGUUCUUGGCCUAUCAACAACAGGCGGGUUUUACAUUAAUACCCGAAGCGAAAAAUACUACAACUGCUACCAAGAAUAACCUUGAUUCUGAUGACUCUGAAUCGAAACAUGAUCGUGAUCGACGUCGUUCGGAUUCAAGAGAUCGUCGUCGCUCUAGAUCUCAUUCUAGAGAACGUAGCAUUUUUAGACGUCGUCGUGAGCGUAGUAGAGAUCGCUCUCGUGAACGGGACUGGACUAAUGGAAGAAGAUCUUCGCACCUUCGAUCACGCAGUCGUGAAAGAAGUCGUGCUCGCAGUCGAGAGCGUAGUCGCGAUAGAAGUCGUGAACGAGAACGUUCUCGCAAUAACAACAGCCGAGACCACAAUCGCCGCACUAGUAGGGAUGCUGGCAAUAUUAAUAGACCACGCAGUAUGGAUGCGAUGGCGGAUAAUAAACCUAAAUCAAACUUAUCACCCUGGAGUACAACAAAUGCUUAUCAGGCUAGCUACAGUUCCACGGAUGCGGAUCAACAGUCUUUUAUGAAAAUUGCAAAUUAUCAAGCUACGUUUAAUAGCUCUAAUAAUAUGGGAAAUGACAACAAGUCUAUGGAGGCAACAAAUAUACAAAACUAUAAUACGGCUAACCAAUCUCUGACAGCUCUUAAUAAUUACAGUUUGAGUGGUAUACUAAAUGCUGGCAAUAGCAAUGAUUCUUUUAAGGGAUUUGCACUACAAAAUCCUUAUACCACCGCUUUAAAUGCCUCUGCUAAUCUAACAGGAAAUGUUUCCAAUACUACAAGCAGCUCUUCAAUACCCGGCAUUUUUGUAGAGAAGAAACCAUUGGAAACUAAUGUAACAACUGCUGGCAAUGAACCGGUUUUAACACAAGAACCUAUAGCUUUUGCCAAUGUCAAUCCAUAUGAGCAAAUGUAUCCAACUUUGUUUGCCCAGGCGGCGGCCUUAAGCAGUGGACAGAAGUCUCUUAAUACAAAACAAAACUCCUCUACCAUGUCUUCAAUGGAUUCGCCAAAAGCAGAAGAUACUAAACCAAAAGAGGUAGAUCCCAACGAAACAAAUUGCAUUAAAAUCUCCAAUAUGUGCUCCAGAACUACUUACAGUGAUUUGCGUAAAUUCUUUGUGGGUUUGUUUAUACCACAUAAUGGUAUUAAAAUGCUUAACGAUAAACAUGGUCUAAGGGUAGGCAUAGCCUAUGUACAAUUCUCCAAACAGUCCAGUGUAGCGAAAGCUUUAUGUCGUAGCAAAAACCUAUUAAAGGGUAAAACGCUGAUUAUUGAGGCGGUAGACGAACAAGAGUUUAACGAAGCCGAAGAUAGUUUUCGUCCUCCCAAUCAGGACAAGGAAUAUGGCCAUCGCGGUAAUGAAAGUGAUGAUGCUAAUGACGAAAGUGGUGGCAACAAUAAUAGCGGUUUCAGUGCUCUUAAUCCCUAUAAAAAGAUGAUACAACUUGAACCAUUUACGGUGCUUUAUAUAGAAGAUAUACCCUCCUUGGCUACCGAACAGGAUAUUAUGAAAAUGUUUAGCUCUUAUUCUUUAUACGAUAUAUUGCUCAUAGCUAGUCCGGAGAAUAGGCGGGAAUUUGUAGCUUAUGUACGUUUUUCACGCGAGGAAGAUGCCAAGUCUGCCUACGAAGAUAGAGCUCACCAUCAGAUAGGUUAUAGACGGGUAAGAAUGAGACCUAGUACCAUUGAGGAAAUGGAAAAUGCUAAGGAAAAGAUACGUUUGGCCAAUGAGCAACUAAUGAAAGAAGAACAAGCGGCCGAGGAGGAAGAAGCCAAACGUAAACUAGAGAAACUUAUUACCGAGCAUAUAGAGAAAGAAGAAAGUAAACAACAAAAUAUAGUAAGCAUGGAUUUAACACAAGAAGAUGCAGAUGAUGAUAAUGAUAGGCAGGUGGGAGAGCAGGAUGAUGAUGUAAUAGAAACCACCAAUGAACUGAAAAACAACAAUAACACAAAUGACAAGGACAGUGUUAUGAAUAGUAGAGAAAAUUAUGAAAGAGAAGCAGAAAAUUUAAGGCAAAAUGAUAUUUACUCCCUGCAAGGAAAUAAAUUUAGCUCUAACUUAGAUCCUAGACGUCCACAAACACCCAACAUACCUAGUUUAUUCGAUCUCAAUCCCAUGAAUUCAACCAAUCUUAUGCAAAAUCAAAAUCGUUCCAAUCUCUUCAACGAUCCACGUUUGAGAAGUAUGAGUGAAAGAUCAACAAACUCUUCUGUUAAUUCAGUAGAUAAUAAUCAACAACAAAAUAACCCUACAAUGGGAGGACCAAACAAUUACAACAACUUUAAUCCCAAUUUUAAUAAUCAACAACAAAUGAAUAUGACUGCCGGCCUGAACAAUAUGCAUAAUAACUUUGUUAUACUCAAGAACUGUGAAUAUAAUACACGCAUAAAUGAUGUGGCCCAGCUACUGCUAACUGCAAAUUUGGCUUUGAAACAUAUUGAGCCCUUGCGCAAUGAACGUCAACUGCCUACGGGUGAGUUUAUUGUCGAAUUUCGGCGCAAUAAUGAUGCUGAGAUAGCGGUGCAAAGAUUUCAUAACAUACAAUUUCGUAAUCGUAGUUUGAGGGUGUUUCCCAUAACGCCCCAAGAAAUUGCCGAUCGUUUGGGUAAACCUUUUCUUAGCUAUAUACCAGGAGGUAAUGGUAUAAGAAUAACCAAGGGUAUGAUUAACGAUAGUUUAACGCGUAAUUUAAAUAAUAGUAACAACAACAAUAAUAAUAACAAUCGUUUCCGGGGCAAUAAUAAUUUUAAUGAUAAUGGACCCCUUAAUAAUGAUAAUGACAAUAAUGUUAAUGCACCCAACAACAACAAUAACAAUAAUGGCAGAAGUAAUAAUGGUGGUGGUGGUAAUGGAGGUGGUAUACCCGAACAAUUUACCCGGCAAGGCUGUGUUUUAUCUUUGGAAAAUGUUCCCUAUAAAGCUCAACUUUCAGAUAUUUUAAAUUUCUUUCAAGGAUAUGAUUUAACACCUGAUGAUAUAAUACGACGCUAUAAUGAUGACGGUUCUCCCACUGGCGAUGCUCGUGUGGCUUUCAUGUCUCCCGACCAAGCCCGUUCCGCAUUUGAAUCAAGAAAACGUAAAAAACUAUUUGGUCGUAAUAUUUUUAUAAAAAUAAUUUAAUUUGAAUUAUACUUGUUGCUAUUAUUAUAAAUACAUACUUUUUUUGUAAAUAUAAUUAAUUUUUAAAUUCCAUUAUAUUUUUUUUUUAAUCACACCUAACAUAAUCUUUUAUUAAGAUUAUACAAAAUUUUGCUUCACAUUUUCUGAAAAAUUCAAAGUUUAAUUUGAAAUUUUAAGUGUAAUCUUUAUAAAACAUUUUGAGUUUCGUUUUAAAAUAUGAGUAUGAAAAAAAUAUAUAUAAAUAUAAAAACAUAUUUUUAACACAAUUCUCAAAUGUACAUCACAUCACUAAUCAAUAGUUGUUAAAUUUAGAAUAAAAGAAAAAAUAAAAUAAAAAUAAAAUUGAUAUGAUGAAUAAUUUC
Lucilia sericata (common green bottle fly) is the source of this 4434-nucleotide messenger RNA. RefSeq names its product probable WRKY transcription factor protein 1. Lineage: Eukaryota; Metazoa; Arthropoda; Insecta; Diptera; Calliphoridae. Bases 491 to 4072 code for a protein of 1193 amino acids. The record is from RefSeq and is a predicted model, not a curated record. The transcript has 3 exons. Gene Ontology annotation, molecular function: RNA binding. Gene Ontology annotation, cellular component: ribonucleoprotein complex; nucleoplasm. Gene Ontology annotation, biological process: regulation of RNA splicing.